Messenger RNA from Vidua chalybeata, 3950 nucleotides. RefSeq names its product extracellular leucine rich repeat and fibronectin type III domain containing 1 (gene ELFN1). Lineage: Eukaryota; Metazoa; Chordata; Aves; Passeriformes; Viduidae. Gene Ontology annotation, molecular function: protein binding. Bases 796 to 3186 code for a protein of 796 amino acids. Gene Ontology annotation, cellular component: plasma membrane. The record is from RefSeq and is a predicted model, not a curated record. The transcript has 4 exons.
CCGCUUGGAAGGGCGCGGGGAGCCGCAGCCGCGGGUGCGUCCGCCGCCCAUCACCGCGCUUCGGGGCUGGGCGCGCCGCCGAGAGCCGGGAGCCGCCUCCGGAGCAGCUUCAACUAUGAUCAGUGCAUAAAUCUACCUGCAACACAGGAUGUUGGAAAAUUACCAAGAGACAGCGACGUCCUCCCUGCUGCUUGUUGAGAAAAGAAGGAUGCACCUUCAGUUUAAAUACUAGGCUUGGUGACCACCUCGUGGGAUCCUGAAUGCCGUGUCCAGUGUGCCUCCCAGCCCCUGAGGACAACAACUAGGAGACAUUCAGGACUGUGGCUGGGACCAGCAGUGACACACAGGCUCAGAGGUGAGCCGGGGGACUGAGUGGGGACAGCUGAACACACGGAGGCACAGGGAGAUGGGGACCAGCGCCACGAUGUGCAGCAAAAAGAAAACAAGGAGAAGUACUAUAAAAAAUGAGAGGAAGGCUUGUCUCUAAGCCUGAACAACUCCUCUGCACAGGCGCUUAACUUCAUGACUCCCUCCUCGAGAUGCCAGAGGCCUGGUGAUGUGGGACCAGCCUCAACCACCAAGGCCUUGGUAGCAGCCCCUGGCUGCUGGCUGCCAAGUACCGUGGGCACCGAGGUCUGCUUUCUCCAGGGACGCUUCCCUCCCGUCUCUGAGCCAUGAGGAGAAGGGAGAGGCAAGCAAAGCUUCUGAAGGAGCACUAGCCCACACCUUCCUGGCCCCUGUCCUGUUCCCCACUUCCAGCAGACCAGGAGCCCCUUCUCCGUGCUGCCCUUCCAGAUGGCAGGUCGCCGGUGGGCCGCGACGUCAGCCCUCUGCAUGUGCGUGGCGGCCGUGUCUCUCCUGCACGCCGGCGGGGUGCGGGCAGACUGCUGGCUCAUCGAGGGGGACAAGGGCUUCGUCUGGUUGGCCAUCUGCAGCCAAAACCAGCCCCCCUACGAGUCCAUCCCCCAGCAGAUCAACAGCACCAUCGUGGACUUGCGGCUGAACGACAACAAGAUCAAGAGCGUGCAGUAUGCCUCGCUCAGCCGCUUCGGCAACCUGACAUACCUCAACCUGACGAAGAACGAGAUCUCCUACAUCGAGGACGGUGCCUUUUCAGGACAGUUCAACCUCCAGGUGCUGCAGCUGGGUUACAACCGACUGAGGAACCUCACCGAGGGCAUCCUCCGGGGCCUGGGGAAGCUGGAGUACCUCUAUCUCCAGGCCAACCUCAUCGAGACUGUCACCCCCAAUGCCUUCUGGGAGUGCCCCAACAUAGUGAACAUUGACCUGUCCAUGAACAGGAUCCAGAGACUGGACAGCAACACUUUUCGGGGCCUAAACAAGCUCUCUGUCUGUGAACUCUACAGUAACCCCUUCUACUGCUCCUGCGAGCUCCUCGGCUUCCUGCAAUGGCUGGAGGCUUUCACCAACAUGACACGCACCUACGACCGGAUGCAGUGCGACUCCCCACCCGACUACAUGGGCUACUACUUGUUAGGCCAAGGCCGGACUGGCUACCGCAAUGCUCUGAGCAUGCUCUCGUCCCUUUGCACUGGUGGCUCCUACACUGUGAUCCCUCGUUUUAUCCCUCCCAGGUACCAGGUGACCACGGUGCCCUCCGAAAGCCCCUGCUCCGAGGAGGAGUGCUCCUCUGGCGACGGCACAACGCCGCAGUUCUCCCUGUUCACGCCCAUCGGUGAGACGGAGGUGCGCCCCAACAUCCAGGUGAAGCACCUCAACCACAACUCGGCCGUCCUCACCGUGCAGAUUCCCUACCCCUUCAGCAAGAUGUACAUCCUCUCCCAGUUCGAAAACGGCUUCUCCUCCAUGAUCACCAAGCUCAGGAAGAAGGAGGAGAACAUCACCGUGAGCAACCUAGUAGCACAAAGAGAUUACACCUACUGUGUAGUCUCUGUUCACCAGUACUCCAAGUACAACCACACCUGCGUCACCAUCACCCCCACCAGACCCAACCGCAAGGAGCCGGUGCCCACCCCUUCCACUGCCACCCAUUAUAUCAUGACAAUCCUGGGCUGUCUCUUUGGCAUGGUGAUUGUCCUGGGCGUGGUGUAUUACUGCCUCCGGAAGAGGCGCCAGCAGGAGGAGAAGCACAAAAAGGCUGCCGGCAGCAUGAAGAAGACCAUCAUUGAGCUGAAGUAUGGGCCAGAAAUGGAGACCACCAGCAUCACCCAGCUGUCCCAGGGACAGAUACUGGGUGGGGAGACAGUGACCCGCAUCCCCUACCUACCUUCUGCUGGUGAGGUUGAGCAGUACAAGCUGAUUGAGAGCAGCGAGACCCCUAAGGCCACCAAGGGCAACUACAUGGAGGUGAGGACAGGUGAGCAGCCUGAGAGGCGAGACUGUGAGCUGUCCCUGCCACCAGACACGCAGGGCUCUGUGGCUGAGAUCUCCACCAUUGCCAAGGAGGUGGACAAGGUGAACCAGAUCAUCAACAACUGCAUCGAUGCCUUGAAAUCCGAGUCCACCUCCUUCCAAGGGGUGAAGUCGGGGGCAGUCUCCACGGUGGAGCCUCAGCUGGUGCUCUUGUCAGAGCAGAUCCCCAGCAAGCACGGAUUCCUUUCCCCGGUCUACAAGGAAAGCUACAACCACCCUCUCCAGCGACACCACAGCAUGGAGGCGGCCCCCAAACGCUCCAGCACCUCUUCCAGUGGCUCCAUACGGAGCCCGAGGUCCUACCGCUCCGAGGGAUCGGGCCACAAAUCCGAAGCCAAAUACAUUGAGAAGACAUCCCCCACCACCGACACCAUCCUCACUGUGACACCGGCCGCGGCCAUCCUGCGGGCAGAGGCGGAGAAGAUCCGCCAGUACAGCGAACACCGGCACUCGUACCCCAGCUCGCACCCAGGGGAGCAGCACGACAGCAUGGGCGGGCGGAAGCCCUCCAUCCUGGAGCCUCUGACCCGUCCUCGCCCCAGAGACCUGGCCUACUCCCAGCUCUCGCCCCAGUAUCACAACCUGAGCUACACCUCCAGCCCAGAGUACACCUGCAAACCAUCGCACAGCAUCUGGGAGCGCUUCAAACUCAACCGCAAGCGGCACAAAGAUGAGGAGGAGUACAUGGCAGCCGGCCAUGCCCUACGCAAAAAGGUCCAGUUUGCCAAAGACGAGGAUCUUCACGACAUCUUAGACUACUGGAAGGGUGUCUCUGCCCAGCAAAAGUCCUGAGUCCUCACACAACUCGUGACUUAACACACUAACUGGACCAAAAGAAAUCCGCAGCAGCUAUUUUUAUUCAGACUGUCUUUGAAACAAAAUAAAAUUAAAAAAAAAAAAAAAGAGAAUCAAUAAAAAGUUAAAAGAGAGAACAAAUAAUGAAAAAUCUAUAAAUAUUCUAUAUAAUAUAUACAGUGAGAUAUUAAAAUGUCCUCACGUUGGUGAGACAUGCACCAAAUUUGAACACAAACUUUGCAAACAAACCAACUGUGGAGUGGGAAAAAAAAAAGUUUUGUUUCAUUUUGAUUUUUUUAAAAAAAUAUAAGAAAAAAGAAAAAAUUGAAUAUAAAAUGAAAAUGAAAGAGCGGGCAGAGAGCUGAGGUCUGGCGUUUUCCAAUAUUGCAUUGCAUGAGUCCCUAUUCCGUGAUUUUGUGGAUUCUUUGUGAACAGUUUGUGUUCUUCCUUCCUUCCCUUCCAAAAUCAACAGCGACAAAAACAGCAACAAAAACCAAAAAGAGACCAGAAGGAGCUCCAUAUUUUGGGCUGUUUUUGCAAACGGAGUCUUCCAGUUUAGACUUUUACCCGGUCGAAGGCCCGUUCACAUUUUCACUCACUAAGAGGUUUUACCACACAUUGCAUUGUAAACCGAAGUCGUUAAUUGUACAGAGAAAAUUUCUAUAUUUGCAAUGUUUGCUGUAUAAUGAGAAAGAGAGAGGAGAAAAAAAACAAUACUACAUCUACUAAAAAAAAAGAAAAUAUAUAUAUAUCUAUAUUCA